GUGCGUCAUACGUUUAAAAUCGAUAACCGCCUGGAUACUUCUUCGACGCGCGCUACACAGGGAAGCUGCACGCGACGCGUACCGCGAAGCCUCGACCGAAGAAACCGGUAAGAUACUUAAUCACCUCCUUUCGGCAUUGUUAAAAUUCAGCCGGAAAACCUCACCUUGAAGAUGGAUCUUAAGUUGAAGACCGAAAAUGAUGGACCAAUGGACAAAGCUGUCGAGAAUGGGGAGAGCUGUCAACAUCGUGAAUCGCAACUUGUUGCAAAGGAAGCGGCGCCACAUCCAACCCAUUCUUUCAAGUGGUGCUUAAAUCGCAAGUUACCCUCAUUUGUUACCUGCAACCAAGCGGGAACUGUUGAGGACUCGCUGAACAGAAGUGCACUGUUUAGAACAACUGCAGGAAAGAACAGACGUAGAGAGCUUGUCAUCCUAAGAGAUGGGAAAGCUAUCAGUUCACACUUUCCAUGCCACUUGAUUAAAACUGAGCUUUUAACUGUCCAGUAUAUUAAAACUGUAGACAAGCAAAGGCAACCGGGAAGUGGCUCUUUUCGUCCCUGCAGAAAGGGGUCAUCCGGUGAGCUUGUGAUUUUUGAUGUAUUGGCAAAAGGAGGUAAAAAUGUAGUGAAAAUCAUGAAAAACCCAGCACUAAAAGCAAUCGCUCAGGAUAUUACUGUUUAUGCAUACAAAGGGGAGACAGUGAAGCAAGCUCUAAAAAGAGAUGGUCGUUUUCUGAACACUGUAUUCAAAAAGAACUGUGUGCUCUCCCACAAAAUCACUCAAGUAAACACGGAAAUGUCGAAUCUCGUAGAUGAUCUUGAUGGUAAAACUUACAAGAUCAUACUGCUGAAUAAGUUUAGUCCACCAGAAAGCCAGCCUGGCAGUCUUGAUGAUGCUUACAUGAUGCCAGAUAAGUCUCAGAGAUCUGAUUCUGAUGGAAACCAAGGUCCUUCAGAGCAGUCUACCACAACUGAGUCAGUGAAUGACAACAUGAUGGAAAAUAAACCACAGACAAAUGGCAAUACGGCAGCACAAACAACAUUUCAUGAAAUACCUGACUCAGGAAAUAUGCAGAAUCACUUAUCUUCAGUGUUUAAACAUUUGGUAGAUGGGAUGAAAACUCUUCCCAAGCUUUCUCGUAUCCAGAAUCUCUUGCGUGUCGAGUAUGGAAAGAAUGCUGAGACAUGCACGGAAGUGAAAACAAUGAAGAAACUGAUGGUUCGUAGCACUUCUGUUUGUCAAGUGAGAAUAAAUGGGAGCCCAGAAGGAAGUGGCUUUCUCCUAUUUGACAAGUUUGUCCUCACAAAUUGUCAUGUACUUCAAGAAAUUUACAAUGAGAAUCGGAGGCAGCAUUAUGAGCGCGUCACCGUCCAUUUCUCUUAUGAAAGUCUAGACCAGAAGGAGAGCGGAAAAGAGCAUGGAGCGGAAGUGGAAGUGGAAGAGAUGGUGGUCUCUGAAUUAGGUCCCGAUGUGUCAGGGCACGUGUAUGACUGGGCUUUGUUAAGGCUCAGGGCUAAUCAGACAUUGCCUGAGGGUCUGUUAAAACACUUUGGAUUCCUUCCCCAAAGUGGUGGAAUUUGCAUUAUUGGGCAUCCUGAUGGUGGUGUGAAAAAAAUAGAUGCAGGCUUGAUCAUUCCAUCUGAUAGCCGUGACCAGGUUGUGGAGAAGCAUUACCAUAAAAAUCUAAGGAACUUUCAGUUGAUUACCCAGCGUUUCUUUGAGGGUGUGGCGAAAUCUAUUCAACCUGAAAGACAUUUACUAACUUACAAAUCUUGUUUUUAUUUCGGGUCAUCUGGCUCUCCUGUCUUUAACAAGUACUGCAAAGUUGUUGCAAUGCAUUCAGGGGGCUACCACUACCCCGAUACAGGGAAUAAACAUCACCAUUUCGUAGAGUUUGGCUAUUGUUUGUCCAACAUUAUUGAACACAUCAUUGUCCAGCUGGUGAACAGAGAAAAGUUUGAUGUGUUGAAGGCAUACCUCGCUUGCAGUUAUGCACACCACCAAGACAUGAUGAGCAAUUUGAAGCAACUGGUUGAGAGCAGAAACUUCAUUAAAUUUAAAAAUGCACUCAGCAGUUCAGUGGUAGCAAAUGACGCGAGUUUGAAGAUGUUCUUUGAAUUCUUCUGUCAGAAAGAGGAAAACAUCCCAAUGGACAUUGUUUAAGUGUGAACAGACAGUUACAGUGCUAAUUACGGCCGAAAAAUACAGUCAGAGCAGUUUCAGGAGCGUGCAACGCAGGCUGUCAUGUCUGUUUUCAUAUAUCAAGAUAGUUUUGUUGUUAAACAUGUGAGGAAUGCGGGGAUUGGUGGAGAGAUCUGAUACAAAACUCUGUGUAUAAAUUAACCAUAAUCACAUUUUGGAUAAAGGGUUUUCUAAGUUUUUUUCAUAUUAAUUUUAAGCCAGACAUUUGUAACUAUAAUGAUUGCUCAUUGUUGUUGAUGCCUUGUUUUGUUUAAUUUUUGUUAAUGUUAAAAAAAAAAUCUUAUUUUUAAACUUUAAAUGAUCAAUUUGAGCCAUAAAAACCCAUUACUGACUCUAAUUUCUUUCUUUUUACCAUGUCUCUUUGGACUUUGACAUUUUGCUUUAAUAUGUUUUUGGUUUUUAAUGUAUUACGUUCAAAAACAUGGUACUGAUUAAACAUCCAUUGAUACUGGAUGUUGUAUUUUGUCAUACUGGGUAAAAUUGCUUCAUAAUUUGUUUUCAUUACUCUGUAAGAAAUUGAUAAUGAUGAUUGUCUGUCUGAUGUUCAAUAAAGUCAUUUUUUUCAUGAUUCAU
Molecule: messenger RNA, 2775 nt
Organism: Xiphias gladius (swordfish)
Lineage: Eukaryota; Metazoa; Chordata; Actinopteri; Istiophoriformes; Xiphiidae
Product: serine protease FAM111A-like
Exons: 4
Coding region: 172-2163 (663 amino acids)
Source: RefSeq, a predicted model, not a curated record